AAAUUAAUGAUGAAAAAACGUUUACUUGAAUCGGUUAUAAUAUUUUACGCCAGGUAGUUUGUGACGAACGCAUACUCAAACCGAAAAUGGUGUUAUGUUUUCUGCAAAAAACAUUAAUUCAAAAUAUUUUUAAAAUGGACACAACAAAUGGAUACAACUUCCCAUCUUAUUAUCACUUCGCACUGCUUAUUACAGUAGUUAUAUUAUAUUGGGUGUUCUAUGUGCCGUGUAAUUGGAAAAAGCGUAUAGAUGACGUUGGUUACCAGAUCGCUUUGGAAGGUGAAGGAAGGGUAAACUCCUUAAGAAAACGAGACGCCAUCAACAGAAUACGAAAACUCCGGCAGAUCGGAAUUAAAGAUCUACCUCCUCCAUACCCAAAUGGCUGGUACUGUAUACUUGAAUCACACUGUCUAAGACGAGGAGAAGCAAAACAUGUGUCCGUACUUGGUGAACAAUUAGUUGUGUUUAGAACAUUAAAUUCAACCGUCUAUGUGUUAAAUGCGUACUGUCCCCAUUUAGGAGCAAAUAUUGGCAUGGGUGGAAAAGUAAUUGGAGAUACGAUUGAAUGCCCGUUUCAUAAGUGGAGUUUCCGGGGGAGUGAUGGACGAUGUGUUAACGUUCCAUAUAGCUCUUGCGUACCUUUGAACUCAAAAUUACAAAAAUGGAUAUCGCGCGAGGUAAAUGAUAACAUUUUCAUAUGGUAUAGUGUUGAUUCCGAUCAGGUUCCGUGGGAUAUACCAACAAUAGCAACAAACAAACUUGCCUACCAUGGAAGAAAUGAAUUUUACAUAAAUUGUCACAUUCAAGAAAUACCGGAAAAUGGUGCAGACUUAGCGCAUUUUCGAGCAAUUCAUGAUAUCAGCGUGUUAGCUGGUGGAAAAAUUCCAAAUGACAAUUUUCUAAAGGGAGUCGGAACUCACAAGUGGGAAGCCAUAUGGACGCCUUCAGCAACUAAACACAUAGCUUUGCUUACUCUCAAACAUUCUUUAAGUUUUACCGAACAGUUAAACUUUAUUAAAAUGGAUAUUACUGGUCAGCAGAUUGGGCCAUCUUAUGUGCACCUCCGCCUUGAGUCCUCAAUGGGUCGUAUAGAUAUCCUGCAAACAGUUACCCCUGUCGGACCAAUGACGCAAAAAGUUGUACAUCGCUUCUAUGGCUUGCGCAUUUUGGCACCAUUUAUAAAAGGUGCCAUUUUUGCUGAAAGUAUAAUGUUUGAACGAGAUAUUGCUAUGUGGAAUCAUAAAAUAUUUCGCAAAAGACCGCAGCUUGUUAAAGAAGAUAGUUCAAUACUUGCGUUUAGGAACUGGUAUCAGCAAUUUUAUUCGGAAAACAGCCGAACAUUUUAUGAAGCCAAAGAAUGCUUGGAAUGGUAAUUAUAUUUCUAAUAGUUUUUUGAUUGUAAAUAAAUAAAUAUGUACAUGUAUUACAUUAAUAGUUUAUGCUAAUAAAAAACGCACUGAAACUUAA
This is a messenger RNA of Stomoxys calcitrans (stable fly), 1467 nucleotides long. It is a transcript of the gene nvd, whose product is annotated as cholesterol 7-desaturase nvd. Gene Ontology annotation, molecular function: chlorophyllide a oxygenase activity; 2 iron, 2 sulfur cluster binding. Gene Ontology annotation, biological process: cholesterol metabolic process; chlorophyll biosynthetic process. Bases 87 to 1373 code for a protein of 428 amino acids. Lineage: Eukaryota; Metazoa; Arthropoda; Insecta; Diptera; Muscidae. Gene Ontology annotation, cellular component: chloroplast. The transcript has 7 exons. The record is from RefSeq and is a predicted model, not a curated record.